ACAGCAUAAUAUGUAAUUGUCAUAAUAUAUUCCGCGUGCAAGUUUGAUUUUUGUCCGUUUCAAGAUCGCGGCAGCCGAGCCUAUUGCCGUGGCAACAGCAGCGGUUAAUUACUCGUACUACUACUGCACCUGUCACCAAAUUGCCACCUCCAUGACGUCACCCCUACACCGGCAGACCGAAGCUCGUCUUGACAAGGUCGACUGCGGUCUCCGACGCGACUUCUCUUCGAGUUGCGUUUAAACGACAACCGGCACGCGACAGACGCAGUAAUACCUCAGGGUCGUGACUCUGCAAAAGUUAUUAGCUGAAAAGUAUCUACUUGCCGCGUAUGUACUCGCCAGUGUAAUUCUAUUUUGCGCCCCAGUCGGGAAAUUCUUCCCAACUGUAGACGACGAAUCCGCCAUGAAACCCUUCAGAGGAACAUUUGAAUUCGUCAUCUUGGCCGCGGUUUUGAUCAUAGCACGUGCGCAAGAAUGUCCUGGGGGUAUACCCGUGACAUAUGUUAAGUAUAGCAAUUCUGCUCCAAGAUCUGUUAUUCAACCAAUUUUGUUAUAUGCUAGUGUGCCUGGAGUCGCCAUUACUGCUGAAUGCUACAAUAGAUGCCGAAAAUCAAUGGACUGCGCAGGAUUUAUCAUUGAUUACCCUUCUACGUCAUGUUAUCGGGUACCUAACAUGGGCAGCUCAACAGAUAAUAUUAUUGUUAGUUCCAGUUCAAAUUUCUUUAGAAAAGCAUGUCUUCGAGUUCCGGAAAAUUGUAAUCGAAAAGCAUGGCCUAUCGAAGUUUCCAUGGAUUAUGAGCUGAAUGGCUUUCAGCUUUCGGUUAUACCGAACGUGGUAGACAAAUGGCAGUGCGCACAACAAUGUCUCGAUCAACAGUGUAAAUCAGCUAAUUACUAUCGGAAAACUAAAAUUUGUUCAUUGAACUCUGAAACAAGGAGAACCAAACCAGCAGCGUAUAGCCCAAGCCCAGGUCAAGUAGAAUAUUUAGAAAACCAAUGCGUUGACCAAUCAUCAGGCAUAAACGAAAUGCAGUCUUGUUGGCAUGAACCUGUAUUCAACAGAACUUUGCAACAAGUAGACUUGCAAGUGGAAAAUAUCAAUAUAGAACAGUGUAAAGACAGGUGUGAAGCAGAGGAAUAUUUCAAUUGCCGUGGUUAUACAUUUAAAUGUCCAACCAACGAAUUCUAUGGUGGUAGUAUCUGUCUUUUACAUAGUGACGAUACCAUGACAGCCGGUCCUCUCGUUCCUUCACUUUGUGCUACAUACGUCGAAAGAAUUCCCUGCAUUGAUCUAAGUGUUACUUGUAGCGAUACUACAAUGUCAGUAACGCUAAAUUCUCCAGCCUUCAAAGGACGCAUGUUCGUUCUCGGACGUCCAGAAGAAUGUGGUGUAAACGGAAGAAAUAUGGACACUACAACGAUGACAAUGCCAAUUACGGAAAAUCAUAAUCAAAGAAAUCCAUGCAAUAUAGUAGUAGCCAAGUCAACACAGGGCAAUAGGAAAUUAGCCACAGCUGUUGUUGUGGUUCAACAUCAUCCUAUUAUACAAACUGUUGGUGACCGAGUGACCAGAUUGUCUUGUGCAAUGGGUUCAGACUCACGAUAUUCACCUUCAUCAUCAGGAGGACAAAGACCGCAAAAUAUCACGUUGGACGCAACCUUUGGAGUAGCUGAACCAACAAUCCAUAACACUGUCUACAAUGAUGGAGGAUUUGAUUCAAAUGGUUUAAUUGGUUCAGCAAAUGUGGUAGCUAAAAUGCGCAUAUUGGAAGUAGGGCACAAUGAUAGAAAAGUGUCUGAAGUGACGCUCGGCGACGAACUUGAACUCCGCAUUGACGUCAAUUAUCCUUAUAAUGCUACAAAAUUAAGGGCUGGUCAUUUGGUAGCUAGUUCGGGUGAUGGACUAGAUUCAUUGCUGCUUUUAGAUUGGAGAGGAUGUCCUCCAGAACCUGCCACAUUUCCAGUGCUAGAGUUCAUGCCACCCAACUCAAUGGUAGCUCGAUUUAAGGCCUUUAGGUUUCCAUCCUCUCCUAUUCUUCGAUUCAGUAUCAUGCUGACGUUCUGCGAACAAGAUAUCUGUCAACCAAAUGAAUGUGACGAUGGACGAGUUACUCUUGGAAGACGUCGUCGAGCCGUAUCACCUACAGAAAAUAAAAGUAAAGAAGUGCCAUUACAACUUGCUAUUGUAGUUCGAUCUAUAGAGGAACAAGAGCAGAUUAUUGCCGAUCAAAGUUUAAUAAAAGGAAACGAUUCAAUACCGUCCAAUAACAUCGAUAGAUUACCCAGAAAUUUAUCAACUACAGUGUUUAAUUCCGACGAGUGGUGUAUUUCCUUCACAUCUGCUCUGACUAUGAUUGCUGCAUUGAUCGCUGUUCAAACAUUAAUUUUUAUAGUCUUUUGGUCCUGUUUACGCCAAUCCAAAAAGAAAGCCGUCAACGACAGAGUUACAUUAAACUCCGACUUUCAACCUAGACAUGUUACUUGGGCUGAUAGCCAAUAACCGUUACCAUUAUACAACACCAACCUAUAUUUAUUAAAUAAUGUAUUUUAUAAAAAUAUGUACAUAUUUUUUAAUUAAAAAUUUUCUUAUUGAAUAA
Molecule: messenger RNA, 2597 nt
Organism: Daktulosphaira vitifoliae (grape phylloxera)
Lineage: Eukaryota; Metazoa; Arthropoda; Insecta; Hemiptera; Phylloxeridae
Exons: 11
Coding region: 404-2500 (698 amino acids)
Source: RefSeq, a predicted model, not a curated record